This is a messenger RNA of Parasteatoda tepidariorum (common house spider), 1066 nucleotides long. The record is from RefSeq and is a predicted model, not a curated record. Lineage: Eukaryota; Metazoa; Arthropoda; Arachnida; Araneae; Theridiidae.
AUUCCAGAUGGCAUUCAUAGCUAGCAUUUUGUUCCUUGUGUACAGCACCAUUGCUGUCGAUGCCUUAUUGAAGGAGUGUCCUCCUUUAAAAUCAGCAUCAUGCACCUGCUCCAUCAAGUGGGGUCCCUUAGUAACUUGCUCUAAAAUAACAGAUGUAAAAACAUUGAAGUCAGCUCUUGAAGAGCUGAAAGGUUACUCUGUCGACCUAACACUAUCCGAGGUCGAACUUCCUGAAUUAGCACCAGACACAUUUCAAGGAUUGCAUAUUGAGCUUCUCACUUUGGACAAAAUCGAAGUUGCUUCAUCAGAUGUUAUACAAUUCCAAGGAUUAGAAAAGUCUUUGACAAUGCUUGUAAUUGACAACAGUUUUAAAAAGAAUCCACUUCCAGGUUUGAAGUUAGACAAUCUUAAGAAUUUAAAGUCUGUGAUGAUGACGGAUAAUAACAUUGAUGAUUUAACUAAUGACUGGUUUGCUGGUGGCUCAAAAAAACUAUCUACUAUUUUGCUACAAAGGAAUGAUCUUAGGACACUAGGAGACAAAGCCUUCCAAUCCUUAGAUGGCCUGCAGAUACUUUCGAUUACUGGAAAUUCUUUUAGAAAAAUAUCAAGAUCUGUGUUCCCUUCAAAUUCUAAAGUGCUAGAAAAUAUUGAUUUAUCGAACAAUAAAAUAAAAGAUAUUCCCUUUGGUUUGUUCAGCAAUAUGCCUCAAUUGGCGUACGUCAACUUGGCAAAUAAUUGGAUUAAUACAGUUGAAGAGGAUGAAACCAUAUUGAAAAAGACACAAAUACAUUUAGUAGGAAAUCCAUUGAAAUGUGAUAAAAAUCUUGAGUGGAUCUGUAAGAAUGAAGUCUCUUUGGAUAUCAAUACUGCUAAAUGUGAUUCACCUAAUUCAAUGAAGGAAUACUCUUUGAAAGUGUUUUGCGACGUAGCUGGAAAACAGGAUUAAUAAUUUCGACGAAGGAUAAAAUAUAAUUUAUGAUGAUUAGUAAUAAGAUGACAAACAUAUCAAGCAAUGAUAGUGUGGUAUAUCAUAUUUUUUGCAAAAUAAAUUAAAUUCUUUAUAUGA